Molecule: messenger RNA, 651 nt
Organism: Akanthomyces muscarius
Lineage: Eukaryota; Fungi; Ascomycota; Sordariomycetes; Hypocreales; Cordycipitaceae
Exons: 2
Coding region: 1-651 (216 amino acids)
Source: RefSeq, a predicted model, not a curated record
AUGCCUGGCGUCGCCAAGGUCGAUCCAAAUUGUGCCAUCUGCCGCGCGCCAGCGAACCACGGAUGUCAAUGCGAGGCUCAUGCCUUUGAGGUGGCUGUUGCCCAAGCCGAAGAAAGGUUCUUCAAACCUACUCUCGACGAUAUCCGCGCUUGGGUCCGCCAGCGCGCCAAGGACUACAUCCUCGCCUACUUCCACCUCAUCUCGGAGCCGUGCAAGGACGCCUACGCGAUGCACCUCGACGCCAUCAAGGAGACCCUGACAGCGCGCAAGGCCGCGCCCACGCCCGACGUCUUUGCCCGCGCCGAGGCCGAGUACCGCCGCAACAUCGACCGCGCCUGGUCCCUCGCCGUCAAGCGCUACCCCGAGGUCCUCGGCUACUUCUACUCCCUCGUCCACGUCUCCCUGCCGGCCGACCGCGACGUCGCCGUCAUGCACCCGCCCAUGGACCGCCUCGGCGACCUCAAGCACGCCCAGCGCCGCAUGCUCCUUCCCCAGCACGAGGCCCCCACGCCCUCGUUCCCCAUGCCGCCGCUGCCGCCACCGCCGAAGUUUGCGCCGCUCCCGCCCCCGGCAUAUGUGCCCAACGCCGCGCAGUGGCAGACGCCGCCGCCGUCGCCGCCGCAUUAUUACGGGCCUAAAGCCCCUUGGUGA